Molecule: messenger RNA, 793 nt
Organism: Capsicum annuum
Lineage: Eukaryota; Viridiplantae; Streptophyta; Magnoliopsida; Solanales; Solanaceae
Product: adenylylsulfatase HINT3
Biological process (GO): sulfur compound metabolic process; purine ribonucleotide metabolic process
Molecular function (GO): adenylylsulfatase activity
Source: RefSeq, a predicted model, not a curated record
GUCUAUGAAGAUGAGGUAUGCCUCUGCAUUUUGGAUGCAAAUCCUUUGUGUUUUGGGCACUCUCUUGUCAUCCCAAAAUCUCAUUUUCCUUCUUUGCAAGAAACUCCGCCAUCAGUUGUGGCUGCCAUGAGUUCAAAAGUGCCCUUGAUUAGCAGCGCAGUCAUGAAAGCCACUGGUUGUGAUUCAUUCAACUUGUUGGUUAACAAUGGGGCGGCAGCUGGCCAGGUUAUAUAUCACACCCAUAUUCAUAUAAUUCCUCGUAAAGCAAGCGAUUGCCUAUGGACUUCCGAGAGCUUGAGUAGAUGUCCUUUGAAGUCAGACGAAGCUCAGAAACUUGCAGAUGGUAUUCGGGAAAACUUAUCGUUUUCAAACAACUUUGAAGAUAGCAAGGGGCAAGGAUCAAGUCUCAUUGUGAACUAGGGGUACUGCACACAGGAGUUUGUAAAACUAGAGGCGGAUCUAAGACGCGUUCUGUCUUUCUGGUCGAACUAUGCACACACAUUCGCAUAGAAGAAAAGACGUGUACAUAUCAUGCGAUAACACUUUUUCUGAAUUCACCGAUUCUAGAUCCUGAAUUUGCCUCUGUUGUAAACUAUUUCGACUCGACUUUCCGUUUGUUUCCUGUGAUUCUGUUGCUGCAGAAUUGGUGAAAUGAGCUACAUUUGUUGUAAAUUAGUUUGUGAACUUGUAGUGAGAGUACAACAGCAAUGUCGUUGUUCUUUUUUUGACUUUGACAACAUUGUACACUGCCUGUUUCAUCCUUGAAAACAUUGGAAAACCUGUGAUUUCAUCA